GGAGGCAAGGAGGGGAAGGCGGGGCCUGGGACGCGAGGGAAAAUCAGGAGAAGGGAAGAGCGCACACGGGAGCGGGCUCGGGGUCAACAAGGACAUUGGGCUCCAGCUCCUGCGGCCCGCUAGGCCCGGACAGAUGUAGAAUUGUUUUUCAAAAGUUGAUUCAGACUAUGGGUACGUCCACAUCCACUCCUGCUGUGGCGGUGCAGGUCUCCCCUGCUUCAGAGCAUGAAGCUGGUUCUCCACCUUCAGGGUGCCCGAUGCACCAAAAAAAAGAAACAGGUUGUCCAUUAAAUAUAAAUUCAUCUGACAAAACUUGUGAAAGUCAAUCGAAUUCAGUACCUGCACAUCAAGAUCGAGCAUAUGAAUAUGUGGAAUGUCCUGUAUCAUCAGCUGCCUAUCAAAAUAAAGAUGAUAUAGAUCCUUCAAACAUGAUGCCGCCGCCUAAUCAGACUCCAGCACCUGGUCAGCCAUUUGCAUUGUCAACUGUUAGGGAAGAAUCAUCAAUUCCUAGGGCAGAUUCAGAUAAAAAGUGGGUUUACCCUUCUGAACAGAUGUUUUGGAAUGCCAUGUUAAGAAAAGGAUGGAAGUGGAAAGAUGAUGAUAUUAGUCAGAAAGAUAUGUAUAAUAUUAUUAAGAUUCACAAUCAGAAUAAUGAACAGGCUUGGAAGGAGAUUUUGAAGUGGGAAGCUCUUCAUGCCAUUGAGUGUCCAUGUGGGCCAACACUGAUCCGAUUUGGAGGUAAAGCUAAGGACUAUUCACCAAGAGCCAGAAUUCGCUCAUGGAUGGGGAGGAAGAAAGAAUUGCUAAAAUUAUCUGUUAUUGUGAAGACAGGGGCCAUUAUGUGUGGAAAAAGUUCAUUGAACUAGACAGUGAGGUUGUUAUUUUGGAGUUGAAUAUUAAAAUAGAGGACUUGGGCUAGGAUUGUUUGUCAAAUAUUUGGUUUUAGAAUUAUUAGGAUUAUAUUGCUCUUAUACUUUCUGCAUCUUAACUAUGGGUGACAUUGUGAACCCCAAAACUUUCUUCACAGGUUUGUCUUUUUCAUUUCCUACUCUCAGGGGAUUAACUCACAUUUGAGUAUGACUUAUUACUGUGCUAAAUGAUUCAUAUAUCUACAUUUCCUGCACUAACUUUUACUCCAUUCACAUAUUUCUGGUUGCCUGUACAACUUUUUCACUUAACAUGUCAGGCUUCUGCAUCUUUGCUCCUAAAAUUGACUCCUACUAGUUUUUUUUUCAGGAGUAGCAACAUUUUUUGAUUUUGGUCCUCAUCACUUCUACCACUUGGACUUUUUCAGACUCUUAAUCAGUUAAUCAAUGAAUUAUCAUAGCAGUCUCUGUCUUGCUUUUCUACCUCUAUUCUCUUCUCUGUACCCUUGUCUGUCUAAACUAUAUAAACCGUGUUCUCACUGUUAGUUCUCUGCUCAACAGCAUAUAGUAGCUAUCCUCAUUCUACUAUGUCAAGUCCAUUUUUUUCCUGCCUGGCUUUCAAGGUCCUUGAUAAUUUGUCCCUACCCUAUCUAUCCAACAUCAGUUCUACUAAUCUCAUUAAUCCAGUGAAGCUGGUCUCAUUUCACUAGACUUAAAAAUAUUGUACCUUAUUCCCAUAUACUUUACUUUUUCUUCCCUGCUGGUACGCUUUCCUGUAAUUUUUCUUCCUUUUCUAUCUGACCUGAAUCCUUCAGAGUCAAGUUGUAGUCUCAGUUCUCCCAUAUGAGACCACCUUCCCCUGACAGCUACUGCCUACAUUGCAUUUAAUAUCCCCCCACGUCUGCUUAUUUGAUAUUAUAUGGUUCUCUGUUUUCUGUGUUUUAUUUCUGCAAAUAAUUGGUAACUUCCUUGAGGACAAUGUAAGUGUUAUAAAUACUUAACGACUUAAUUGAUCAUGCAGAGCCUAUACUGACUAGCAUGUUUUCA
This is a messenger RNA of Sarcophilus harrisii (Tasmanian devil), 1913 nucleotides long. Its product is annotated as cytochrome c-type heme lyase. Bases 168 to 866 code for a protein of 232 amino acids. The transcript has 7 exons. Gene Ontology annotation, cellular component: mitochondrion. The record is from RefSeq and is a predicted model, not a curated record. Gene Ontology annotation, molecular function: holocytochrome-c synthase activity. Lineage: Eukaryota; Metazoa; Chordata; Mammalia; Dasyuromorphia; Dasyuridae. Gene Ontology annotation, biological process: cytochrome c-heme linkage.